Klebsormidium nitens is the source of this 1498-nucleotide messenger RNA. The record is from the annotation of a GenBank genome assembly. NCBI's taxonomy places the organism in Eukaryota, Viridiplantae, Streptophyta, Klebsormidiophyceae, Klebsormidiales, Klebsormidiaceae.
UGAAUUUGCCCAAACCAAUGUUCAGAAACAGGUCCCCACUACUUCACCAGUUGGCACAAGAUGUUCGGGCGCCUUUUGUGGUGCUGGCAAUCUCCUCCGCCAAGCGCCAGCUUUUCAAUGUCAUUCAUCUUGAGCUCUCCUCCGUCUUGAUUGUGACCUGGAGGCCUUCUUGACGGCACUAUUUCUUGCGAAGAGGCGCACAUUACCGCAGCUUGUCAAUUUGGUAUCCAACUGAAACAGAAGUUGGGGCCCCUCUUACCCCAGGGCCAGAGAAGACACUCAUAGCAGCACAAUGCUGCAAUCAAGCGGGCAGGGCGACGGCCCCAGUACGAGUGGCAGCGAGCAGGCCUCUUCCUACGUGGGCCAGAUAGUGGCUCCAGGGGACAUUGUUCUGGAUCUGACGCAGGCAGGCAAACUGGUCAGGAUUGGGGGGGGCUUGCAACAGGACGGCACGUCCCUAGUUGUCACGAAAGCUGGGCGGCUGAGGCAUACCAAGCCAAGCAAGUACUGGGUGGAAGGCAGCCAAAGACGGUACGUACCGGCAGUGGAGGAUGUUGUCGUGGGCGUUGUGGUGGAGCGCUAUGCCGAGCACUUGGUCAUCGACAUUGGCGGUCCCGUGACCGCGCUGCUGCCGGCAUUGGCGUUUGAGGGUGCCACUCGACGAAACAAGCCGAACUUGAACAUUGGCGACUCUGUCUACGCCCGGGUUACAAGUACCAGCCGAGACACAGAACCGACGCUGGCGUGUCAUGACGCCAGCGGUCGGGCCGCAGGCUUUGGACCCCUCGCAAAAGGUUACCUCUUCCAGUGUAGCACGGGCCUGGCACGGACCCUUCUGAGCCGACCCACGUGCGCCGUUCUGGAAGCAUUAGGCGGCGGGCUUUCCUUCGAACUGGCCGUGGGCAUGAACGGGAAGGUCUGGGUCGACGCGGCUUCAGCAGCAAUCACUGUUCUGGUCGCCAACGCCAUCAUCAAUUCCGAGUUCUUGUCUCCAACGCAAGCGAAGAUCAUGGUAAAAAGCUUGCUGAAGCAGGUGCAACAACCGUAGUGUCCCUGUUUAGUUGUUAGUGAAACUAGCUGCGAUGACGCGUUCGGACUGAUCCGCUCCUGCUGUGUUUGAGGAAGUAUUCUUCAUCAUUCGUCAAGUAUGCUGUGUCCUUACGUCCUACCGCACUAGGGGGCCUGACGUACAUGUCACCAAGAUGCAGCUCUGGCCAGCUCCAAAAAAGACCAAUAAGACCAACAAGCACGAUUUGUGCAUACCCUUGCUCCAAACUUGAAAGCGCAGGGGAUAGAUUAGAUUUGGAGGGCCGAAAAUGUUUCGACAAUGUACAUGGUCCAGUGUAAGAUGAAGGCGUGUUGCGUUCAAUGAUCUAGCGAAUGCAGCAAGAGCGGCCGGGCGAAGAGGGGGCCAGUUAUUAGGCACAUGUAACAAUCAACCUUGUCGGUAAUCCAAACUCGGCCGAUCUUUGAGUUUGCAACAAGAGUUGAGGCCGGC